GUAUUAAAAUGUGCGCGUUGAGUGUAUUUGGAAACUACUCGUAGCUUUACAAAAUGUUGGCAGAUUUAUUCCAGAUCAUGUUCUACAAAGUUAUUGUUCUUCACUUUUUAUGCAGUGUGAUCAACUACUGGCUGCUGAUCAUACAUGGCCAACACGGGUCAGGUUACCUUAUAGGUACCGAACGUCGUUUUCCAAGAUUGUACAAUGAUUUGAAUCAUAGAAUUGGGUACCUCAUUAAGAAAAUUAGAUUUCCACGGAAACUGAUGAAUAGGUAAUUACACAAAAUGUUUCGCACUCACGCUAGGAAAUUUUGAUUCAUCCAUCAGUUCUUGCCUACUAAUUAGCAUAAAGCAAUACAUUCGUGAAAGUUUCAUUGUGAUAUUAAGUAUGAAGAUGUAGGCACCUAGAUACCAGUUUUGUUCAACGUUUUACUUCAAUCAGUAUUUAAAAUUUUGGAAACUUACAAGAGAAUAACUACAUCUAGUAUCAAGGUUACACCUUUCGCAUAUCAAAAAAUGGACCGGAUGGUCAUGAAAACGAUGGAUUCGAGAGUCGAAAACGAGGAAGAAAUAAUGUCUGAAAUCGAAAAACACAUCAAUCAUAUUGUAGAAAAAAUGAAAAAUGAUGGCGUAUCUUUCGACGGUUGUGACACUCCAGAAAGCCCUCGAUUAAUGAAAUUAAUAGCACGAUUGCAACAUCAAACAGAUAUAACAAUUAGCAUAUGCAGCAGGCCUGAAAUGGUUUUCAAACACGACUGGAUCCGUGAAAUCAUCAUAAACUUCUGUCGACAAUCAGUGAAACAACUUCAGAGAGAAUCGGAUGAAUCUACCUCAUGUUUAAUGAAAGCUGCCACACAUGGUAAUUUCCUACAUUUGCAGUCAUUACUAAAGAACAAGAAGAGACAACAACUAUUAAAGGCAAGUCCACGGAAAACCAUACUGCUUGCUUUACUCGAUGGUAUAAUUGCCUAUAAAUAUAAAGAUUAUCCGGGAAGAGUACUUUUGGAAAAUUUAAUAGCAGGCAAGGGAGUACGUGAAUCCAUAAGAGACUCGUUUUUUCCACCAAAAGAAACAUCCCAGAUUCCAGGCCAAACACGAGAUCAUUAUCAAUGCUUAGAAUAUAUUCUGAACAACGUUCCAAUCAACCAAUUGGAUAUCAAUUUUGAAGACGUCAAUGGGAAUACAGCUUUGCAUUACGCAGUCGCUUGGCAAGAGGCAAAAGCUAUAGUGUUGCUUUUGCAAAAUGGGGCUUACAUGUGCAAAGCAAACAAAAACGGAACGAUUCCUUUGAAAUCAAUCAAUUCGCAAAUACUGCAACAGUACCUAGAUAGCUGUAUCUCAUCCAAUAACUACCCUCCUGAGCACGCAGAUUAUCAGAUCACCAUAGAUUACAAAUUGUUUAUGCCACAAAAACAACAGUUCGGGGGAGAAAAACAGGGAAACUUCCGCGAAUCCGAAUCUGUGCUGAUAAUGCGUAACGAUUCUAGACUUAAAAAACUGCUCACCCAUCCAGUUAUAAAGAGUUAUCUGUGCUUAAAAUGGCACACAGUUAAAAUAUUCUUCUACUUUAACUUGGUGUGGUACUUGCUUUACUGGUUUCUACUUAAUUCUCAUCUGUUUUGCAUUUCUCACCUGACACCUCAUAGAAACAACACAGAUGACUUCCCUGGAACCAUUAACUCCUCGCUCGAUAAUGUUUGUGAGUUACCUGUUUCAUUCUGCUGGAAUAUCAUGAUCAUUGUUUCUUGCUCAUCACUUAUCAUCAGGGAAUUGAAUCAGAUCUGGAACCUACCCAAGAUGUAUUUCAAGUCGAUGGAAAACUGGAUGGAAUUAUGUUUGUUCGCGUCAACUUUCUAUUUCUUGUAUGUUGCCCGCAACUGUCCAUUACUGUCUUCUGCGAUGGUAUUGGCUUCGUGGUUAGAACUGGUGCUAUUGAUAGGUCGACAUCCUGUACUUUCUACUCAUAUCGAAAUGUUCAAAAGAGUAUCGGUGAAUUUCUUCAAAUAUCUAUUUCUGUAUUCCAUCAUGAUUAUUGCCUUCGCUUUCUGCUUCUAUAUCCUAUUCAAAGACACCGAAACGGCCAGUGGCGUCGAGCCCAGCAAAUUUAAAUUCAUCACCACGUCCAUCUUCAAGACAUUUCUCAUGAGCAAAAUCGGAUUCGACAGUUCGGCAGUCUCAUCGACUGAAUUCAACAUUUGGGCUGAAGUAUGCUCGAUCAUAUUCACCUACAUCAUAUCUAUCGUACUUCUCAAUUUGUUGAACGGGUUGGCUUUUGGUGACACUCUGAAAACCCAAAACGCAUCUGAACUUAUAGGGAUAACAUCGCAAAUUAAUUUUAUAGCCCAAAUUGAAAGUAUGGGAGUGCUUCGCUUUUUAAAAUUCAUUGAUAAACUUUGUCAAUGGUUGUAUCGCCGUUUCUCAUACUCUGGUAAGAGAAGUCGGACGUAUUCUGAACUAGUCAUUAUUGAGGGGCCCUCCUCCACCACGUCGACUUCUCGUAAACAAAACUCGACUUCUUUUUUCACUGAAGCUAUCUACAAAUGUAUUUGCCUGAGGUAUCGCUUACAGGAUGGUAAAAUCAAAAUCUUUCCAAAUCGUAGUGAAAUUAUGGCACAGAUUACAUGUUGUCCCAAGAUAAUCGAAGAUGCUGUUGAUAUUUUGAAAAAUAAACAAAAUAGUAAGACUCAAGAGAUGAAAUAAUUUUGUAAAAAUUAGCUUCUUAGCUUUGAAUUGCCCUCCUUAGGUUUGUAUAGGUAAAGGAUCGAAUUAAAUAAUAUUGUACUUAAGGUGCCUACGUACCUCAAAUGAUACAUAGAAUUAUUCUAGUAAGUGUAGAUAUAUUAAAUUAAUAUGUAAAAAAAAGAAAAACAUAAUUUUAAGGCUGUAAUUCAAUUUUUUUUUAAUUUAUUUUGUGAAUGUAUUUUUUAAUUUUUUAUACUCAGAAUGAAAAUUUAUAAGUACUUAUGUAUUUUAAAAUAUAAUAUUGUCAUGCUACCUA
Messenger RNA from Planococcus citri (citrus mealybug), 2997 nucleotides. Its product is annotated as transient receptor potential cation channel protein painless-like. NCBI's taxonomy places the organism in Eukaryota, Metazoa, Arthropoda, Insecta, Hemiptera, Pseudococcidae. Gene Ontology annotation, cellular component: membrane. Bases 516 to 2699 code for a protein of 727 amino acids. The transcript has 2 exons. Gene Ontology annotation, biological process: transmembrane transport; monoatomic ion transport. Gene Ontology annotation, molecular function: monoatomic ion channel activity; protein binding. The record is from RefSeq and is a predicted model, not a curated record.